UCUACGUAAAUUAAUGGUAAAAGAGGAAUGAUAUUAGACACAUUUUCUCAGUCUGUAGUUAUCUUCACCAAGCCCAGGGAUCCAACUCGCGACGUUUCAGUUCUGAACAUACCGACGAGCUAACCAGGUUGCCAUUUAUAUAACGCCGUGUUAUGGCAAACCUACGCCACCAUACUCGGUGCUAUCCUAUAACAGCAAUAAAUAAUCAAACAAUGUUUUAUCUAAAAAAAAAAUGAAACACCAAACGAUAUUAUUAAGGAAUAGAAUGACAUUGAAAGAAAUAGAGUUACAAUCGUACCAAACCUGAGUAAGGACAGAUGCGGCUUUGUUGUACUGUGUUGAUUAUAGGGUAUCGUGUUCUUGAGCGUGCCUUUAUCGGGAGUGAAAUCUUAUACUUGUCAAUCAAAACGCAUCUCGUAUGGACACGUUCCUGUAAGAAUACAAUAUAAACAUUUUGUAUCGCUAUUUUAAAAUAAUUGAAUUAAAUUAAACGAACCCAAGAUGUAAAUGAGUGCACAGAGUUGGCAAAAUACGUAGGUUUUCCUCAGCGAAGUAUUUUGCAAGUGUAUAUAACGGAGGUUGUAGUUUACUUUUGAAAAAACACUAAAUAAACAAUUAGACAAGUUAAAGCUAAAACGUUGCCAUAUUCUUUGAUUUUUUAAGGGGUAAUCUCGAUGCCAUGCUUUUUUGUCAUUAUGUUUAGCAUUCCAAUGAAAAUAAAUGUUUAUUUGGCCAACAAUUUGAUAGGCCAUGGGGAUUUAUUAGUAAGAUUAGAACAAGCUUGCACAUAAUUAAUCUAAAUGAGUAGGGGAAGUCACUUCACAUGUCAGGGAAGACAUUCUUUUUAAUAUUUAGGGCGAAUGUGUUGUUUUCAGUUAAUAACUAUUUUAAAUCAUAUUUUUAUACAUUACCUCGAGAUACAGAGCUUGCAAUAUUAUCUCUCUUCUUUGGUAUCUUAAAUAAUACAUUCAGCGCUGAAAGAUUACUAUAAAACAUUUAACUGACAAAAUAUAAAAGAAAUUAAUAUUUUUCAAAACCAGAAACAGUUUGUAUUACAAAAUGAGACAGCAGUUAGAGUAGUAUAAAUUUUGAUCAUUGAAACAGGUAAUAAGAAAUAAGAAAAAAUAAUUUGUGAACUAUACAGAUAUAUAAGGAAAUGCAAAGACUGGUAUAGUUCUUUUAUUAUGGUUGAAUUCCUUUCAUUCAUUGUCAUAAAACACAUUGUUGGUCUUUCUUGAUAACGCUUAUCAGUUACUUUGACGAUUCUUCUGUUGAUUUUGAACGCUAGUUUAACUUGAACUACGACACGACAAGUAUAAAUGUCUCGAUCAGACAAUAGUGUAAAUGACUUUGAACAUACAGAUAUUUUCAAAGGAAAAUAUUAGCUAAAGUCAACUUGCAAGUUACCAUCUCCACGAGAUGAAAACAUGCUGUUUGUACAUUUUCAAGUAUGUAUUCUAGAAUUUGGUCACCUAAACGUUUUACGAGACAAAGCUCGUAAUUAUGUAAAAUGAUAUCAAAAUGAAUUGAAAGUUUUCUGGCGUUCAUGCAUGCGCUAGUUUAAUGAGUCAAUUUUAUUUCAAAAAGUUAUGGCUUUAUAAUGAUAUUUAAAUAUGCAAUUUAAGGACCUAAUGGCUGGUAUAAAAAUGAGUCCGCAAAGUUAGUACAAAUUCAGUGUAACUUUUAAUGUGAACACGGUUAGCAAUGAAAUACGAAUUGCAUGAAAAACGAAUAAAUACUUUAUAAAUAGCAUUCUUCUUCAAAAUGACGGCAGAGAUAAAAAUGACACUGGAUAUGGAAAAUAGGGAUCCGAAUGACUUGAACCAACAUAUAAAGGUGAUGUUCGAGGAUGUGGUAGCAGAACCAGAAGGUGUCAGAUCAAUGGACUGUACAUGGGUUAAUGGAUUCAAGUGUUUCGAAUGCGGAAAGAACGUCUGCUACAGGAUCCUGACCCUGUUUUGUGGCUUGUGUAUAGCAUUAUUCUGGGGAUGUGAAUUUGCAGUUACCAGUUUUGCCCAUAUUUGGUGUUAUACACCAUUUAUUAGAGAUUUUUCCAUUGGAGUUGGCUGCUUGAAGAAAAUAUUCAAGAUUGUUCUUGACUGCUGCGUGGCUCCCGUUUGUGAAUCUUUUGGUUUAUUGUUCGCUAAAAUACACAUUGAAAAAUUGUGAUGUAACAAACCUGAACUGACAGUGCGUUUCAUCCUGGGGAGAUAUUAAAAAGUCAGAAAAAUAAUACUUGAACGAUAUAGACAGAUGUAGAGUAUUAUCGAAUUGCUAAAUUUGUUCUUUACCAUGUUUAGUUUAUCAAAUAUCAAUUUGAAUAUCAGUUUUGUAAAUUUUAUAUGUACGUGCUUCCUUCAAUUUAUAUAUGUCUUUUCAUUACCUACAUUUAUAAAUUACACGGAUUUUAAGAUAUUAUAAAUAAUGUUAAUUAGAUUCAGACAAAU
Messenger RNA from Mercenaria mercenaria, 2447 nucleotides. Its product is annotated as caveolin-1-like. Gene Ontology annotation, biological process: caveola assembly. Bases 1765 to 2169 code for a protein of 134 amino acids. NCBI's taxonomy places the organism in Eukaryota, Metazoa, Mollusca, Bivalvia, Venerida, Veneridae. Gene Ontology annotation, molecular function: molecular adaptor activity. Gene Ontology annotation, cellular component: caveola. The transcript has 2 exons. The record is from RefSeq and is a predicted model, not a curated record.